AGUUACUGCCCUUAGAUUCACUCUUCAUUAAGUGAACGUGGAAGGAAAACGAUUCCGCAGAAAUGGACUAUUCAAAGUUUCUGGAUGACAACUUUGAUGCUAAGGAGUGGGUCAACACAGCCUUCCGUUCACAGAAGGACCAGUCUGUGAAUAAAGAUCAAUAUGCCACCACCUUAGUUAUGAAGCUUCAGAUGUUUAUACAGGAGGUCAAUAAUGUAAUAGAGGAGUCCAGUCAACAAGCAGUACAGAAUCUCCCAAGGGUUAUGAGAGAGCUGGAUGCAGUCAAACAAGAAUCAGCUUUGUUACAAGAUCAAAUGAAAAUGGUCAAGCAAGACAUCCAGAAGGUAGAACAGGACACUGCUCAAUCCAUGCAGAUGUUGCUCCAGCUUGACUCAAUCAAAUCUCGACUGACGGCUGCUGCUGAGGGUCUUCAGGAGGCAGAUAACUGGACAACCCUCAGUGCUGAUGUGGAAGAAGUGUUUCAGUCCAAUGAUACAGACGCUAUCACAGCGAAACUGUCUAGAAUGCAGACAUGUUUGCAAAUGUUGGUGGAUACUCCAGAUUAUGGUGAGCGUUGUGGCCAUCUAGAGAAUCUGAAGAAUCGAUUGGAGGCCAUGCUAAGUCCCCAGUUAGUGGCAGCUUUUAACUCUCAGUCUAUAGAGGCGGCCCAGAAGUUUACCAGGAUAUUCUCCGAUAUUGACAGACUUCCCCAACUCUACAAGUACUAUCAUAAAUGUCACAAGACAAAUUUGAUGUCCAUCUGGAAUACGGUGUUGGAGACCAAUGCGGACGAUUCCCUGUCUGAUUGGAUGUCAGAGUAUUACGACCUACUUCUGACCACCUGGCAUAGUCAGAUUAAGUGGUGUAAUCAGGUGUUUGUCGACCCUGUCCCGAUCGUCUGUGACCUGAUCACGGAAUCACUUUCGUCUGUAGACCUUGGUACAUGUAUAACCAAACAUCUGAGUCAACGCAGGGAUAACCUUGUAGCUCUUACAGAACUCAAGGAGAUAUCAGAGAGGUUUUCAAAGAGUAUAGAACAGUCUGUAGAGACACAUGCUAAAGUUGAACAGCUUGAGCACACUCAGAGCCUGGAGAGACUGAUGAUGAUGGUUUACGCCCCAUACAGACCAUACAUCGCCAAGUACAAAUCAAUGGAGGAGGCAACACUGGGGUCUGAUCUCAACAACAUUCGUCUGGAUGAUGCUGAAGUGUUUGAAACAGUACAGUUGUUAGCAGCGUCUGUAAACAAGUUGUUUAAUGUAGCUAAAGAAGCUAAUGACAGAUGCCAGCGUUUAUCUAAUGGCUGUGGCUAUGAAUUUUUGCUAGAUGCUUUGAAGACCUACUUCAUCAGCUACUGUCGCGAGUUCCGUCGUGUGAUGGUGAACAUCAAGGAGAAGUGUAAGAGCAGUCAUAAUCAGGACACAGAGGACUGGACACUGUUCCAGCAGUCUCUUCGCAUCAUACAGACAUGUGGGGACCUGAUAAUGCAUGUUGAUGAAUUGGAUGGAAAUAUCAUCAGCAGUAUUAUGCACACCAUUGUACACUACUCCAACCCUGGGUCUCCCACAAAGGAGGUGGGCAAAAUCAGACUUGCUGGUAAGCGAUCAGUUCUGCAUGCACAAGCCUGUCUAUUCCUGAGUAGUGCGGAGGAUAUUGCUAACCUGGAGAGUCUCGUCAGUAAGCUGGAGGAAGGAGAGACACCAUCUGUACUGACAGACAUCAAGAAAGAGUUUUGUCGACUGAGCGAGGAGGUUCAUCGGUUCUCCUUUGAUAUUGUAUUCGCUCAGCUGAGGGGAUACCUCACAGAUCUGGCUAACAUGGAGAUUUGGAUGUCAAAAAGUGCUGGUGGAGCAUUGACCUCUGACCUUCCCACUUUCAGUCUUUCACCACAGGAGUAUAUCACCAAGAUUGGUCAGUAUAUGAUGACCCUACCGCAACACCUAGAGCCGUUCACAAUGCAGGACAACCCAGCAGUUAUUGUGGCGCUCAAGCACGGCAAACUGCCCUAUACUGACGAAAUGGAAUUGCCGGAACAUACAGCUGACCUGUGGCUGGAAUCUAUAGCUCAUGGCACCAUGCAUUCCUACUGUGAAGAAAUACUCAAAAUUCAUGAACUGACUACACAUGCUACAAAACAGCUGACCACAGAUAUAGACUACCUGUGUAAUGUGUUGGAUGACCUGGGACUUCACAUGUCGGAGACCUUGAAAAAUAUUGACACACUUUUAAAGACGUCAGCAGAAGAUUACCAUGAUGUGACAGAAAAUAUGCCCCAGAGACUAGCUCAUGCCAUUAGUGGUAUGAGGAGGAUAGAUUUGUAGAGACAUGUUAUAUUAUAGGGGUGUGUUUGAUAGGUUAGAAUGUGAUACUCGUACGUGUGCGGGAUGUGUAUGUGAUACUCGUACGUGUGCGGGAUGUGUAUGUGAUACUCGUACGUGUGCGGGAUGUGUAUGUGAUACUCGUACGUGUGCGGGAUGUGUAUGUGAUACUCGUACGUGUGCGGGAUGUGUAUGUUAUACUCGUACGUGUGCAGGAUGUGUUUAUUUAGAUUGAAAGGCACUAUGUGUGUAUAGAAGGGAUGUGUUUGCUAGAUUGCCAUGUCUGUGUGUGUGUGGGGGGGGGGGGGGGGGGGGGGAUGUUUGUUGAGGUUGGAAGGAGUCACUGGUGGGUUGGGGUAGUGUCACUGUGCUUUGGGAAGAAUAUAGAGUAAAAUAUCAGACAGCCAAUUUAAGUUGCAACACCAUUUAUGGGGAAUUCCAUUUAUUCUUGGUUGCUGUUGACAGUUUUCUUCCUCAAUCAGAGAUCAGAAAAUGUUCAUUGACAUGGAUACUCGAGAUGAGGAGACACUCUUUUCAUAUUGAUAAUACUGGAAGUGUGACCACACAAUUUCGUUGGCUGUAUCAAUGGUAAUAGACAAUGAAUGACCGGCCUGAACAAUCAGUGAAAUGUAUUGUGUAUGUAUGAAAUGACAGGUGUGUUGCUCAGAUAAAUCUGGAAAAUUCAUCAGAAGUCUGUUCCAGCUGGAUGCUGAAAGUUUGGAUUGAGUUACUGUAACAGUUGUAUGUGAUCAAACAUCAAGAUAUGUACAACAGAAGUGUAACAUGAGACUGACAAUUGGUGAAAGUUUAAAACAUCUAAUCUGUUGGUGAAAGUUUAAAACACCUAAUCUGAGUAUAUUCUGACCAUAGCUACUGAUAGGACAUUGAACAAUAUACACUUCUGCAUAACCAAAUCAAACCAAACCAUCUUACUUCCAAAUAGAGUGGAUGGGGAGAAAAAUAAAGAUGUAAGUGUUACAUUGUAGGUGUGGUGUCAUUAAUAUACAUGUACAAGUAUUCCAGCUUUACAGCCGGUGGUUUUUGAAAUCUUCAGCCUUUUUCUUUACACACUAGUUUCAGUUAUUUAGCAAGAAAUGAGAUUUCUGAGAUCACCUUACUCUGCCAUGUAAUAUUUUGAUACUGUUUAGUAUUGAGGGUUUAAUCAUUUGGUGCAUUUUAUAUCUUUUAUUAAGGAAACUAUUUGUAUUAUGGAAGUAUGUAGUAUGUUGUAUAUGAUGACAUGAUAUAUAAUUAGCAGGGUAUGACACCACCUCUUGUCAUGUGUAAAACGUAUCAUUCCACAUCGUAUACGAUGGUACAGAUAAUGGUAUUAAUGGUAUUACAUGUUUACAGUUAGUGUUAAUGCAUUUCUUGCAUACAUAUGCAUUGUACAUGUAGAAAACGAAAUAUCUGUUAAAUCCUAUGUCUGUGGUCCAUCUGUAAAUAAUAUUUGUUAUCACUAUUUCUUGAGAAGUAAUGGAAGGAUUUUUUCUCAAAUAUCAUCUAGGUUCCCCUUGGUCCCUAGUUUUGCACACUUGAUUUUGAGUCUGAUCCAGAAAACGAAAUGGAUAAGAGUUGAAGUUUAGUUUGCUGUUUCACAGAAAAUUGCUCUUUGUUCUCUCUUAGGUUUUCCUACUUAUCACCUCAUUAAAGUACAGAAAUGAUCUGUCUCACAUAGAACCAAUAAAGAUCUUUAAAUGGUGGGCACUAAUUGCAAAAUCAGUAUAGUUUCAUAAUUUCAUAGCAAAUUUGCAUUUCAACAAAAUUUGUUUCAUUUGGUGUUUUAUUGUUCCUAAUAAAUGUUAAUGAAUAUAAAUGUUUCAUGAUACACAGUAAAUGGAUACUGUAUCAAAUGCAAUACAUGUAGUUUUCUCCUUCAUGUUGUACAUAAUGACAAGAGGUAUGGUUUUACAUUCUGUGUGGUAGUGUAUACCAGUUACCAGCCAAUAGUACAUUGGGUUGUGUACAGGUGUUUUAAAAGUAUUCCUGUAUCCUACCUUGCAAUGUGGUUUUGUAUGUUAAUAUAUAUUUCACCCUGGUAAAUACUGGCCACAGUAUACCACAUGGCUAGAGAGAACUUUUCUUUAACUUAAUGAUUCUAGGCAGAGACACUGAUUUAAACACAAUUAAUCAUGACCUCUGUUACAUAUACUGUAUAUAUGAAUAAUUAUGUUAAUGCCAAAAUGAAAACAAAUGUUUUCUUACUGGUUACUUUUUUUAGUCUUAAAUUAUUGAUCAUGUAAAAAGAAAUUAAAUGAUUUUUUUUAUGUCACUUCA
Molecule: messenger RNA, 4595 nt
Organism: Pecten maximus
Lineage: Eukaryota; Metazoa; Mollusca; Bivalvia; Pectinida; Pectinidae
Product: conserved oligomeric Golgi complex subunit 7-like
Biological process (GO): intracellular protein transport; Golgi organization; retrograde vesicle-mediated transport, Golgi to endoplasmic reticulum
Cellular component (GO): COG complex
Source: RefSeq, a predicted model, not a curated record